Molecule: messenger RNA, 2218 nt
Organism: Amaranthus tricolor (Joseph's coat)
Lineage: Eukaryota; Viridiplantae; Streptophyta; Magnoliopsida; Caryophyllales; Amaranthaceae
Product: TSL-kinase interacting protein 1
Exons: 8
Coding region: 208-1674 (488 amino acids)
Biological process (GO): pattern specification process
Cellular component (GO): nucleus
Molecular function (GO): chromatin binding
Source: RefSeq, a predicted model, not a curated record
CAUUAUAUUUUCAACAUUCCCAAAAUUUUCGAUUUUCUUCCUCCUCCCGCCAAUACUGAAAACAAGUCAAAAACUCAAAUUCAAUCCAUUUUUUAUCCUCGAAUUUUCCUUAAACUAGCGUUGAAAGCUCUCGAUUGAUGUCUCUGGAUAUUCAGAAGUUCAUUCUUUCUUCAAUUUCAAGGUUUAUUUAUUGAAGUUGAAGUUGACAUGAAGUCCUCAAAACGGGCCAAAGAGAAUGGAGAACAACCUUCCAUACAGGGAAGCAUCAACAAGAGUUCCAUAGGCAUUGGUGGCAAGAAAUCUCGUAAGAACUCAGGAGGGCAGCACCAAAAAAGAGCAGGAGCAGUUGGAAAAGAUCUAAACUCUAUAGUACAUGGAAUUCUUCCUCAAAAUGGUGACUGCAAUUUGGAUGAACGCUCAAGCAUCAGUCCAGAAAAGGAAAAGAAGCUGCGUUCUUUAAAAAUGAUUCUGCAGCUUUUCCCAAUAGAUGAAAAAACUCGGAUGGGAUUGGAAAAGGUUGGCCAUAAUCCUUUCUUGGAGUUGACUUUGAGUCCAAGGAAAAAGAUAUCCUCUGUGCUUAAACACAUUCACAAUAAAUGGGGCAGUUCAAGGGAUGCUGCAAUAGACGAGCUUAUGCUUUUCCCCUUCAAUAUUGCAGCACAUAACUUGAAUAGUUGUUUAACGUGGAAUUUGAGUGACAUUGGUGUUACCGCAGGGGAUGUUCAUGCAGCGCUAGAAAGUCCAGAAAUUUUCCGCUUGAGGUAUGGUUGGGUUUCCCUUCAACCCAACAACUCUCCUCUCAACCCAACAAACCAUGCCAUGGAAGGUUCAGGCAAUACCAUGAAUGAUGUACAAGGGACAAGUAAAGAGCUUGGACCUUGCAACGAGAAUGAGUCAACAGAUAUGGCGGUUGAGCAGAGAAUUCCAUCAGGACCACUGCUUUAUGAAGUUCACAAGGAACCAAAUGAGGUGAAAAGUAAAGACUUAAAGCUAAACAUGUCUAGCACAGUGGAAUCUGAUACUGCAGCUGAAGAGAACACUUCAGCUGCACCUUAUAACUCAGAGGAAUUAAGGGUGGAUGCUGGCAGUUCUAUGACAUCACUGUUGUGGUCUGAUUUAAGUAACAUAAGCGUUGGAGGUCUUCUGUCUGAAGCAUCUCUUCAGGCAAUGUUUAAAACUGAAGAACAGAUAUCAGGUGGUAGCAGAUUGAUAUCUGAUCCUAAUAUGACUGACUCCAUAGAUGCUAUGAUUAAAAAAUUAAAACAGCCUCAAUCUUUGACUACUAUAUCUCCUGAAAUGCCCUCAUCUAUUCUGGAUGCUGAAAGCACAUGCCAUUCAUUUGCUUUUUCAAAGUUCUCCUCCAGUAAAGACUCGCUGACUCCUGGGAAAGGAGCUUUUUCUGGUUUAUCUGAUAACUUUCAGAGUGCUGUUUCUGAAUCACUUAAAUGUCCCAAGUCUGAGGGUGAUGCUCAAGAAAGUGCGUCGGAAAGCAUCAAUGUCCAGGAACCGAAAAUGGAUCUCCUUCCUUGUUCAUCAGGAAUAUACAACAAUGACAACAGUCGUGGAUUAUCCAGCCUUAGAUGGAAUGACUCUGUGGGACCCUUUGAUCUUCCCUUGAUUUCACGACAGAUUAUAAAAGAUGACAGUGUAAGCAUCGGAGGAUUUGUGAGAUAGCAACCUAUGAUCUGCAUAUAAUUCUGGAUCCACCCUUGGUUGGUUUUGGUUGAACAUGUGGGUUUAUUAUGCAUUUAUUAUCAUCUUCAUCUAUAAAGAAGUUUUCAUUUUCUUGGUUCACAUGAAGCUGGCUUGGCAUUGCUUCAAAUCUCACUAAAUGAGGUGGUUUUGAUAGACAACAAAGGCCCACAAGUACCUUUCAAGUUGAACCAUGCAUCUGAUCUUAAGUUUGUGUAUUUAUUUGAUGGGGUUGAUAGCUGUUUUGUUAAUAAAGUUUGUACAGAUUAUUAGUUGGUCAUUUUCAUGUCUACAGUUCUACAAACAUACAAUUACAACACCUUCAUGCGUUAGUACUUGAUUGGCUUAAUCCUUUCAUGAACAUCCAAGUACAUUACCUUCUGUUGAAGCUGGACCAAUUGCCAUUAGGGAUAUUUGUUAAUUGAUCGCUUCAUUUGACUUGUUUCAUCCAUUGGUAUUUGUUAAGUUAGUCGUAUAAGUUAAUUGUUAAUGAACAUGCUUGGUAAUAUUAAUUAUUAUUUAACCG